Messenger RNA from Gadus morhua (Atlantic cod), 2004 nucleotides. RefSeq names its product lysosomal protein transmembrane 4 alpha (gene laptm4a). The record is from RefSeq and is a predicted model, not a curated record. The transcript is spliced from 7 exons. The coding region runs from base 559 to 1278 and encodes 239 amino acids. Gene Ontology annotation, cellular component: lysosomal membrane. NCBI's taxonomy places the organism in Eukaryota, Metazoa, Chordata, Actinopteri, Gadiformes, Gadidae.
UUAAAUUACUUUUAAUAUCAAGUAAGCAAAUGUAGAAAAAAACAUGUAUUUUGUCAUAUUAUUACAUCUCAACUUUACUAAACAGAAUAGUGCAUUCAAAUUCGAGUACAGCUAAUGGCUUCCGGUCCUGUCUUACUGGACACGCCUCCCUUUCAAAAUAAAUAAUCCAAAUGAUAUAAGUAAAUGAUGUUGAAAAGUAUAUAAUCAUAAAAAUGUAUAUGCAAUUCUUAAUGUUUCAAGUAUAAACAACAACUCAACUACAUAUGUAUACAACGCUAUACAAAUAAUAAUACGGAGCGUCAGUGUGCAUUAAAUUACUUUUAAUAUGAAGUACGCAAAUGUAGAAAAAAACAUGUAUUUUGUCAUAUUAUUACAUCUCAACUUUACUAAACAGAAUAGUGCAUUCAAAUCAGAAGCUGUAAAGGCCUUUUGUUUUACCGGAGGCCUGAGCAACGUGUGACGCUCUGCUUGGAAAUAAGGGGGCGUCCUCCUCAUAUCCGCGGUGUUGGAGGCUGAUAGUGAGGAAGUUAUUAUCUCCACAACCACGACUGUCCCCAGAUGUAUCUCCCGACGGUAGAGGACGGCAUGCAGCACUUCAAGCCGAGCCGAGAUAGACUCUACACCACAAGAUGCUGCGGAUGUUGCCAUGUGAGGACGGGGACCAUUAUCCUCGGGACGUGGUACAUGGUUGUCAACCUCCUGAUGGGCAUCCUGCUGACCGUGGCUGUGACCCAUCCAGAGAACGUGCCCACUAUCGACCUCCAGUAUGAGGUCAUCGACCACUACUUGGCUUCAGACCGGAUGUCUGAGAACGCCUGCUUUGGAUUUGCCAUCUCCCUGCUGAUGCUCACCAUCAGUGCCAUGAUGGUGUAUGGAGCCAUAACACACCGCGACGGCUGGCUCAUACCCUUCUUCUGCUACCAGCUGUUUGACUUUGCCCUGAGUUGCUUGGUGGCCAUCAGUCCUCUGACCUACCUGCCCAGGAUUAAAGACUAUCUGGAUCAGCUGCCGGACUUCCCCUACAAAGACAACCUGCUGUCCAUGGACUCCAGCUGCCUGCUGCUGUUUGUGCUGCUCUUCUUCGCCUUCCUCAUCAUUCUCAAGGCUUACCUGAUGAACUGUGUGUGGAACUGCUACAAGUACAUCAACAACCGGAACAUGCCAGAGAUCGCUGUCUACCCCGCCUUCGAGGCCCCGCCACAGUACAUCCUGCCCACGUACGAGAUGGCAAUGAAGAUGCCAGACAAAGAAGCCCCUCCCCCCUACAUGCCAGCUUAGAUUACCCCCACAGACCACACCUCCUCCCAAGACAGUGUUAGUACAUCUGUUCACAUUUAGUUGUUUGGCCUUGCCUGUGUGUGGGUAUGUUGAGUGUACAAGUGGAACAGUCUGAAGAGUCUGUACGUGAGUGCUUGCAACGUGGCCCCGACCUCUGUCCUUUUCUUUUUGUUUCUAAGUGUCUUAGUAAAAAGGAUUCUUGUGAACAAAUCGACUCGCUUGAAAUGCUCUCAUCGAUUCAGCACCACCAUCCUACACCCUUUUAAAGAGUGAUAUGUGAAAUGUAAAAUAACAAUGUUAGGACAAUCCACAAAUUAUAAAUAUGAUCUUAAUGUUGAAUUUGGCUGUUGUUUAAUUUCACCAAUUUAUUAAAAAUCUAGUUUUUAUUCCAUUCUCCAGUUUUUUGGAUGAGUACCUUUUCAGUGUUCUGUUUUAGUUUCAAGCAUUGCUUUAGGCCUGUCCAUCACCAUGUGCGUUCUAUUUAGUUUAAAGCAUUGCUUUAUGCCUUUCCAUUACCCUGUGUGCCAAGCACAUCUCUAUCCAUGGCCCUGUUGUGGUACGAUGAGUGACCUCUCCUUUUUUAAUGUGCAGCCUAAAUUCAGAGCAACAGAUUGCUCAUCUGUAGUCGCAUGCUGCUUUAUUCCUCAACACCGCUCUUUACUUUUCAUGACAUGUUGAUCCUGUUGUAUAACAUAUUGGCUUCAAUAAACGUUUCAAGAAAAAUUA